Messenger RNA from Acaromyces ingoldii, 867 nucleotides. RefSeq lists its product as hypothetical. Gene Ontology annotation, cellular component: transcription factor TFIIE complex. Gene Ontology annotation, biological process: transcription initiation at RNA polymerase II promoter. NCBI's taxonomy places the organism in Eukaryota, Fungi, Basidiomycota, Exobasidiomycetes, Exobasidiales, Cryptobasidiaceae. The transcript is spliced from 3 exons. The record is from RefSeq and is a predicted model, not a curated record. The coding region runs from base 1 to 867 and encodes 288 amino acids.
AUGGCGACGAUCCACAGCCAGCCCGCCAACACGGGCGCAGGCAGAUACCGAGCGACCAAGAUAGACAGCUUCCUCAGUGCUCUGCGAUCGGAGAGGAGCCCCGUCUCGCUCGACGACUUUGCCAUUCGUCACAGCCUCGAGGCGAUUCUCUCGGAUCCAGAGUUGCAGGACAUCCUCAAAGCGCACGACCGGGUCAUCUACAACGACAGAAACAAGACGUGGGCCUGGCGGCCAGACUACAACGUCAGGACACCCGCCGAUGUGCUCAAGCUCAUCGAGGGCAGGUUCAAAGACAGCGUGCCGCCACUUGUCGCUGGCUUCCGGCUGAGCGAGCUCCGCGAGAGCUAUCCGCAAGUGCGAGAGGUGGUCGAGGCCAACUCGAAGAGACCUGCUCCCGAGACGAGGAGGGUCAGCGAUGAGGAUGGACGGCGCGGAGAGGAGGACAGGGACGAGGACGAGGAAGUGAGCAGGGAAGAGCAAAAGAAGCUGCUGCUCCUCACAAACCCAGCAAAAGAGAAUUCGAUCAAGCUCGUUUUUUGGAACGAGGCAAGCUCGAGCGAAUUUCUCGAAGCAAAUGGGGGCAGGCGCAUCGAGUCUGUCGACGAGGAGUUUCGCGAGCUGUGGCACUCGCUGCCCGUGCCUGAGCCUGUCGACAUGUACAAGUACCUGGCCGAAAAGGGUUUGAGUGCAGCCCAGGCAGCCCAGUCGGCAAGCCAGCAAGCAGCUGCCAAUGCGUCUGCGAUGGCUGCACGGGGUAGGGGCAGAGGACGGGGAAGCUCGAGGGGCAGUGGGAGGGGGAGAAAGGUCAGGAUACAAAACACCCACAUCGAAGGCAUCGAUAUCAGCAGGAACUACCAGCAGCCGUGA